AUGAUGGCCAACGGCAAUUCUAAUCCUGCUUUUCGACGUCAAGCUUCAACAGGUAUUUUUUGACGGUUUUUGUGAAAAUGUCAAGUAUGGUUUCAAUAUCUAGAAUACAGACUCAUCCUCGAAAAGCUAUUAACGUUCCUAAAAGAAUCCCCUGACUCACUGAGCCUGUUUAUUGAGAAAUUUAAUGAAACUAGUUCUAGUUAAUAAUCGAAAGUGGCUCACUUUUUUCUUCUAAAUCGGAUAAUCUUCUAUACCUUCUUUUCUUGUUAUUUCUUAACUAUUCUGAACCUUUGUACCACCCCUUCCCUUCUUUUUUCUCUUUUUUCCUUACUCCUUCCUUUUCCCUUUGCUUUUUCCUCUUUUUCUCUCAAAUUUCUACACAAAAGAGCACAAAAAGAUAUCAAAUCUAUUGAAAGGGAAGGGCGGAGAAAACGCGACCCCCUCUCUCCGCGCAUAGUACUCAAAUAAGCACUCACUUUUCGUCUUCCCCCCAUCUCUCUGCGCAUCCCUUGCCCUCAUUCCCCGGAUGUACCCAACUCCGGCACAAUGUUGCAAAAACACUGAUUCACCUUAUGGAUCUGUUAAAUUGCGGCAUGUGAACUAUGGGGAAGAGUCUAGAGAACGCCCGCUCAGCUCUUAUAAUCGGUUAUCAAGGCGGUUCAAUAGAGAAAGUAUUUCUAACUUUUCUGAUCUUUCAACUGUCUAUUAUGAGAAUUACGGUGAGUCGAAUCUUUUUGCAAAUGGCUAAGAACCGGCUAAUAGCUAAAAGAUGGUGAAUGAAAUUUGGCGGGAAAUCAAUGAGGCGCAAUUUUUUGUUUGUUUGCUCUGGAUAUCUUCACCCACUUACUUGUGCAAAUCGCAAAUAUCGGUUAACUCGGUCAGGGAGGCAAUAGACGACAGAUCAGAUUCAAUUUGAUUUGCAAAACUUUUACCUCGCUCGACGUUUUUCACUUUUCAAAUGAAAUGUGUUAUCAAAACGCUUUAUGCGUAACCACUUACCCCACAUAUGUAGAUCAUUUAGGGCCUAUUUCUAGUAAGUUUAUCAUUUGUAACUUUUUUAAAUGAUCGAGAUCUUUCAGCUGGCGUCAAUCCCGUGCUCACUGUCGCAUUAUCCCCGGUUCCCAAGGUUGAUUACAGUGUCACAAAGGUAAUGUAACUUCAUCGCGUAUUUCUGAGCAUCAAACAUUUUCAGGGCGGUGCUCGAACAUGGAUUGUUCUUCUAGUUUUUAUAUUUCUAUGCUCCAGCUUAUACACUAUCUUUUCUGCUAAAGACAUCGGUGAAUCGCAUCAUGGUAAGCAAAUAUUUCCGGUCGUGUGGUUACAGUAGUAAUUUUCAGAUCUCAGUGGGCAAACAUCAACAGAGGACGAUGACACCCCCGCAUACAACCAUCCUGUCCACGCAACAGAUAACGACGACGACGACGAGUAAGGCGAUCCCAUCUUGACCCGCAUCCCUUGAAGUUUCAAGUUUCUCCGCUUGCAAUUGGUUGUCUUUCUUUCAGUGAUGAUGAUGAUCCUCCGCCGCCGCCGCCACCGCCUCAACGAGUGAGCAAGAAGCAAGAGCAGCAGACGGCACAACAAAAAAGCAGCGCGCCUCCUCAGCCGGCUCAAGUGACGGAUUGUGGGUUUUUGUUGUUGCUCCCUUUCUCUCCACACCGAUAAUGAUGAUAUUUAUCGUUGGAAAUGAAUGUGUUUCAGCUGAUGAUGAAGACGACGAAGAGUCGAAUGAGCAUACGCUGGGAGGACGGCUUUUUGCUGGGCUCCGCAAAAAGAUCACCGAUCGACUGAAUGAGGUAAAAAUGAAAAUACAUAAGCAAUAACAAUAACGAAUGCGUCAAAUGUUCAGAAAACGGUGAAAGAAGAGCCAAAAAAGCAGAAAAAAGACGAUAAGAUCCUGAACCCCAGGGAAGCAAGAAAACUGAAAAAGCAGCAGAAAGUUGAGGAGAAGAAGGUGGAAGUAGAGGAAGAUGAUGAUGAUGAGGACGAUGAAGAUGAUGACGACGUUAAAGUUCCAGCCUCUCCGGAAACAUCUCGCAAGCAGAAGGCUUAUAAUCAAAAAGAGGAACGGAAAGACAGAAACAAAAAGUACCAGCCAGUGAAGGAAGAACCCGAUCUUGAUGACGACGAUGACAAUGAGGAUGAUGAGGACGACGAUGAUGUUGACGACGAUGAUGAGAAGGGCGAGAAGAACGAUUCCGCAAAAGAUGAGGACAAUGAUGAGGAGGACGACGAGGAUGAUGAAGACGACGAUGAUGAUGAUGAUGAAGUGAAUGAGAAGAACAAGAAAGCUGUGGAAUCAAAUAAUGAGGAUGAAGAUAAUGAGCCAAAAGUUUCUCAUCGUGAAGCACAAAGACUUCGCCGUCAGCAUAUGCGAGAAGCUCGGAAGGAGAAUCGUCCUCGUUCUGGCGGGAAAAAGGAGUGUAUUCAUCAAGAUUGUCCAGAUCAUGAAAGUUUGAAGCCGAGAAAGUCGUUGUUGCUGAAAAAGAAGAAGGUAUCUCGAAUACCACGUCACUUGUAUUCAUAGUUUUAAUUUUCAGGUGAGAUCUUUUGUGGAAAAGUUGUUGGAAGAUGAAUUUGAUGAUGAUGAUGAGGACGAUGAAGAUGAGAAUAACAAUGAGAGAAAUGUUGAUACAGAAGACGAUGACGAUGACGAUGAUGACGAUGAGCGUCUUUCUGACAGGUACAGUUAGAAUUUCUGGAUGAGCUUUGCAAGUUCUGUGGAAAACUUUGUAGCUCACCUUUACGAAACGUUGCCAGACAGGGCGGCUGAAUUUCAAAUUAUGGCUCUGCCCGGUGCAAGUUUCUUUUGAAAAAUACUUUUGAGAAAUGUUGACAGCCGAUUCAUAACAAUAUUGCAAAAAGUACACGAUUCAGAGAAAGCAGCAACUCAUAUAAACGUCACGCAAUAACUACAAAGGAGGAAAUCGGUUUCCGAGAUAUUCUCGAUCGUGCGGAUCACCUCGUUGAGAAGGUAGACAAUGAUAAUAAACCUCCCAAGAAAUCCAGUCGGAAACUUGUCACUAAAGGCAAAUCCAAGAAAUAGAUUCUGUGUGUAUAAUAACUACAUUUUUCUGUCUUCCCUUUUUUUGGUAAUAACGCCUUGAAUGCGGGUGUAUGUGUUUUCACGGUCAUUUUUAUAGCUAUUUUUCAAAAUUUUUUAAUAAAAAACAGGGUUUGGAGAAAUUGAAACGGAGAACUGAAACGAGAGAUGAGAUUUGAAAUAUGACUGAAUAUUUUAGAGUUGUAUAGCGCAGUCUAUCUAUCUUUCAUUCAUCAUUUCGCUUCAUUGUUUCAAUUUCCGUUCGUUUUCACUGUUUCUCCUACUUUUUGUUUGUUUUAGCGUCCAAUAAACCGUUUGUUUUCAACCGAAUGUCCUCGUUUCUCUUUUUUGGAUUUUCUUGCAACUUGAAGAUGUUUCCAUUAACUCCUUUAGUGUCAAAUGCUUCAUGCCUUGUAGACGAAUAAUUUUUAAGCAUGAUUACGAUGAGGCGAUGGAGCUAUUCGACCACGUCAUCGCUGUAUACCCAUCGUCCACGAGAGCGUACUUUGGAAAGGCGAGAGCCUAUGACAUCCGCGGAGAGAUUGAGGCGAAUGAAACAGAUAGAGAUAAAGCCAUUGAGAUUUACGAGAAGAUUCUGCACAACAACGCGGUUCCCGAGGCACUUUUCAGGUUUUAGUUGUAAUGUUGUGGAUGUUUAUGAACUUUUGAAAUAUUUAGACAAGCCGCUCAACGUCUGAUUGAAAAGACCAGGUUCCGGGGACACCUUCAUCAAACUCUUAAUGCUCACAGGCUUUAUAUCGAUCGGUUUCCAGAAGAACUCAACUUGCAGACAGAUUUUGCCAUUUCUUUUGUAAUGAUGAAACGGUACGAAGAUGCGAGAACGGUGUUGAGAAACGUUCUGGCAAACGAUCCUAAUCAUGUCAUGGCUCUUGCUUACUACGGAUAUAUUUUGAAGGUGAGAUAAGAAAAAAUUAUUAUUCAGAGCAUUUCUUGUUCAGGCUCAUGACGACAAAGUGGAGCAAGGAGUGGCACUGAUGAGGAAAAGUCUGAAACUUUCCGACAACGAAAUCAGCGAUCCUAAAUUUUACUACCAAUUGGGCCAUGGACUGACUGCUCUUGGAAAGAAACAGGAAGCUGACGCAGUCUACCAGAAAGCCGCGCAAAUGGGAGUGUUCAUGACUGCUCAGCAGAGAAGUCUUUACAAUAUCGAAGGACUCACUGGAAGGGCCUGGUGGAACAUGGAACAGACACCUUACUCCAAGUUCUUGAAGACUGUGGAGAGACAGUGGGCUACAAUCAGACAAGAAGGAAUGGAGGUUCUGAAAGACUGCAGUGAUUGUUGGCUGGACCAUAACCAGCAGUUAGUCAUAGAUGGGCAAUGGAAAUAUUUUCCGAUUAUGUCCGAGCAGAACUUCAUCAAAGGAAGUUGCGAGAGAAUGCCUCAAACUUGUCUGAUCCUCCAAGAGUUCUCCACAUCCAGCAAUGCCAGCAAGUCAGAGGUUAGUUGUUCAUUCCGGUUUUUUUUACGAAAUCAGAUUUAUUUUCAGAUGUACCUGUCCGUACUUUCCUCCGGUGCUUCCAUCCUUCCCCACUGCGGUCCUACCAACUAUCAUCUUCAAGCGCAUUUGGGUCUUGUCUCACCGUCAGAGGCUAGGAUACGAGUCGGAAAUGAGACAAAAGGCUGGCGAUCGGGCAAGUUCAUCAUCUUUGAUGAAAGUUUCGAACAUGAAGUAAUAUCGCACAUUUAAGACACGUUUUAUACGAAGUAACAUUUUUCAGCUUCAAUUCGACGGAGCCUCCUCUUCUUCUUUCCGACUUGUUCUGGUCCUUCAGCUCUGGCAUCCCGAAGUCCAACCUCAUCAACGCGUAUUGUCAUUCCUGUCCUGA
Caenorhabditis sp. 36 PRJEB53466 is the source of this 4888-nucleotide messenger RNA. Lineage: Eukaryota; Metazoa; Nematoda; Chromadorea; Rhabditida; Rhabditidae. The record is from the annotation of a GenBank genome assembly.